GCAAUGCAGUAUGUCCUUGCUCUGUAAUGAGGGAUAUGUUCUGUGGCUUGGUGUAUUUUUCUGGAUGAAAUUCAAGUAUGACAGUAACCAGUCAGAAAUGUCUGUCAUUGUUACCCUUUUGGUUUUCUGAAAGCACUUCCUUAAUACUUAUUAUAUAUAGUGUCUGUUUACUGAAGUGUGUGUGUGUGUAUACAUACACACACAUGCACACACACAUCUGUGAGUUACUUAAUAGGCAACUGUACAAAAGUGAGAAAAUCACACUACUUUCGUAUUUAAGAUUGAGCACCACAUCUAGUGGCCAAAUUAGGCAAAGCAAUUUUAACCUUGUACCACACUUUAAAAAUAUAAUUCGAAGAUUUAAAACGACUGAAACGUCUACCCGCUUCGCAUUAAGCUCGUGUUAGUUGUAAAGGAGUAACUGUGUAAAACCUUGAAUUGUAUCUACAGUCAUUACUUCGUUUAUACAUAAUAUUCCGUACUAAUGGUCGUAUGGCAAUAUUCUCGAUUUUACUUUCAAGACUUUUUCUUUUACUUAUUUAACUGGUUCGUUUAAUUCAUACGUAUUCAAGUACAGCAGCUUUAUAUUUAAUUCCUCGUGUAUUGUUAUCAGGCUCUUUGGGAAAAUAAUGGAUAUGUUAGUCAGCCAGCAGAAAUUAUUCAGAACUGGUUUAGUUGCCAGCUCAGAAACAAGCAAAUGAUACGCACCGAAGUCCGAGCUGUUUCCGUUUACAAAGACGUUGCAAUUAAUGUAAAUUUUGAUAGAAUAUCAUACAGUGAUACUAGGGAAGUAUUACACAUAGGCUACUUGUCCCAGAAUUUACUAAUUGCCACUCUUUCGUGGAUCCAUGUACGUAAUACCUUGUAAUGUCCUUUUUAGAUUAUGAUAAACUGAGGUGAAAAUUUAGCUGGCGGCGUAACGAUUAUUUAGUGUGCUCUAGGACUGGGUGUGCGGAUGAAUGCAGGGCUGCGAUACCCUCCCGAGCGCUAGGACCCCGAGGAGCGCGGCGGACGGCGAUGAAACGCGUGUCAUUUUCAAAAAUCUCUGCAAAGGAGAGGAAAAGUAUGAGUCAAGACCCACGGGGUUUUUUUUUUUUAAAACAUGCAUGUCGUCUAAGAGAACCCCACAUCCUUAUGUGAGACGAACAAACGCCCAACUUAAAAAAAAGAAACUAUGAAAACCUAUGGUACUACUUAACCUCAACCGAGCGCAGAUGUAAACUAUUCAAAAUCAGUAUGCUUGUUCCUCCAUUUGUCUGCUGCAAAUAAAGCUGCUAUAAGGUUUUAAUUGUAGGUUAUCAUAAGUGACCGCGAUUCUAAAUAAGGACAAGCUUUCAAUCAGGAGAUCGGAGGAUGAAAGGGUUAUUUGAAACGAGUAUUUGAGGGGGAAAGGUUGUACUCCAAACAGAUCUGUUGACCAACUUUCGCACAGGAGAGAUGCUGCCUGCGCCGAGCUCACAGUUUUACAGAAGGAGCUGCAGCUUAAUGAAGCGGACUGGAAUCUAAUUAAUAAAGCAAACGAGGGGACAUCCAGGACAAUUUUACGCGCCUCAUAAAAUGUUGUCCCUUAAAGACUUUAAACUAUUUUGUCACGGCUCGUCUGUGACUUUUUGGAAUUCGCAUAUGAUCUGACUUUUUUUUUCUUCGAAGACUUCUGCAUAAAAACAACGCAUAAAAGGAGGAGGAAGAGCGGAAAAUUAUAGUAAUAUUGACACUUGUCAUUCGGGUGUGAAGAGCUCAGGCACAGCUGUCCAGAUGCAGUUUCGACUUUUCUCUUUGGCUCUUAUCGUCCUGAACUGCGUGGAUCAUAGUCACUGUCAGCCGCACCACUGGAAAAGGAGCAAAAGAGCCAGCAAUGCCGCUUCCCCCAUCUGCAGGGGCUGUGCCUUCUGCUCCAAUGACAACGGCUGCCUGACCUGCCAGCCGCGGCUCUUCCUGUUCCUGCGCCGCGAGGGCAUGCGGCAGUAUGGCGAGUGCCUGCAUGCCUGCCCACCAGGAUUCUACGGCCUGCGUGGACCCGACUUCAGCAUCUGCUCCAGGUGCCGGCUAGAGAACUGUGAGUUCUGCUUCAGCAAGGACUUUUGCACGAAGUGCAGGCCGGGCUAUUACCUGCACAGGGGCCGGUGCUUUGAAGACUGCCCUGAAGGGUUAGCCCCUCUUGAGGACAGCAUGGAGUGUGGCGACGGCUGUGAGGUCGGCCCGUGGAGCGACUGGGGCACCUGCACCCGGAGGAACAGAACCUGUGGAUUCAAAUGGGGCCUGGAGACCCGCACCCGGCCCAUCGUCAAAAAGCCCCCCAGGGACUCGAUACUCUGCCCCACCAUAGCCGAGUCGCGGAGGUGCAGAAUGCCCAAACGACACUGCAGAAAAGGGUCAGGGAAGCAACGUUCGAAACAUAAGGACAGUUCCUCUACGAGGAGAGACUUAAAGAGGAAGUCACAGAGGAGUCUACAGGCCCAGGCACAGGACCAGCACAGUGCUCACCUGUCUACGGCCAGGCCACGCCCCCGUCACCGCCGAUUCGCCAGCUGGGACAAGGCCGCCGCCCCUCAGUGCCAGGCUCCCCUAUCCCAGUAACCUCGCAGGCCCCGGCCGUUCAUCUGUGGCGCACAAGUCCGGCGGCAUCGCUCUCUGCGAUCUUGAUUCUGAGAAGGUGAAUUGUGGCAAAACAGCGCUGGCCUGGUAACCCAACGGAAACAAGGACAGCAAGAAGCCUGAUAAGCCAGCACUGCGACUUAGGGGGGAAAUGCAGAAAGUCAUACAGGAAACCAAAGGAUCGAAAUGGAGCCAAGAAAUGGGGGCAUUUGUAUAAACAUAUUUUUUCUGAUGGAGAUAGUUUCAUAUACAGCCCUUAUGUUUAUAAUAAUAUGUACAUUUGAGAGUAAUGUCUACAGAAACCAUCCAUAGGCUGCACUGUGUGUUUCUUUUUCUCAGCACUCAGCAUGAUUACUUCAACCUGCUUUUUGCCAUUAAUGUACAUUGUGGAAGUUCUGUCCUUUAGCUAAGCAUGGCCAUUCUGUUGUGUACAAAGUGCUGAGUAGGUGCUUAAAUAUUCUUAAAAAUGACUGUUUUUUUCAGUACUUCCGCUGUGUUCGGAAUGUGUAAACAUUAAAAUUAUAAUAUGCAAACACAUAGCAGCCACAUUUAUACCAUUUGUAUGGUAUCUGAGAAUUAUUUAUUAUUAUUAUUUUUAACUGUGCUCUUUUUUUUUAUUUUGAAUGUUUCUAGAACAUUCUUUCUUGUACAGCAACGCCUAAUUUUGCUGGAACCCGCGCCAAGGGUGAACAGCAGAUCAGUC
Messenger RNA from Brienomyrus brachyistius, 3298 nucleotides. Its product is annotated as R-spondin-2-like. NCBI's taxonomy places the organism in Eukaryota, Metazoa, Chordata, Actinopteri, Osteoglossiformes, Mormyridae. The transcript is spliced from 6 exons. Bases 1756 to 2577 code for a protein of 273 amino acids. The record is from RefSeq and is a predicted model, not a curated record.